This is a messenger RNA of Juglans microcarpa x Juglans regia, 420 nucleotides long. RefSeq lists its product as uncharacterized. Gene Ontology annotation, molecular function: zinc ion binding. The record is from RefSeq and is a predicted model, not a curated record. Bases 88 to 420 code for a protein of 110 amino acids. Lineage: Eukaryota; Viridiplantae; Streptophyta; Magnoliopsida; Fagales; Juglandaceae. The transcript is spliced from 2 exons.
UGAGCUAAUAUUUAAAGUUUUGCUAAGUUUUUGUAAUUUGUAAAGUUUUGGUAAUAUGCGAAGUAAUAUUCAAAGUUUGUUGGGAACAUGUUUGUGGAAGCCCGCUUCUUCAUUAGGAUGUCAUCGUCAGCUUCUUCAUGGACUUCGGCGAACAACCCAAUGUGCACCUGUGGGAAGCCCGCAAAACUUAGAACAUCGAAUACGCUAAGAAAUCCAGGCCGAUCAUUUUUUGGGUGUCCAAAUUACAAUACAGAGGGAUUACCACACUGCAACUAUUUCAAAUGGGCAAAUCGCAGUGAAGAAAAAGAAAAAGAUCUUAUGAAGAUAGAACUUGAGUUGUUAAGGAAUGAGGAAGAGCUUCGAAGAAGAGAUGAAGAGAUUGUGAAGUAUAAGUUGGGAAUCCACAACAGACCAACUUGA